Messenger RNA from Penicillium daleae, 453 nucleotides. RefSeq lists its product as uncharacterized. The transcript has a single exon. NCBI's taxonomy places the organism in Eukaryota, Fungi, Ascomycota, Eurotiomycetes, Eurotiales, Aspergillaceae. The coding region runs from base 1 to 453 and encodes 150 amino acids. The record is from RefSeq and is a predicted model, not a curated record.
AUGCAGAUGCGGCAAUUCAGAGACUUGCUUGUGUAUGACUCGGAACUGCCUGUGCAGCCCACCACACCCCUAUCAGGAUCCAGCGGUGCUCAUGGCCACUCACGCGGCGAGUCCCAGCCUAGCAAUAAUUUCCAUAACUUGCACCAGCUGCAGAUGACCCCGUCCAGGACCAGCUCGCCCCAGAUCCAGGCGCUGUCCACCGAGGCUCAGUCCACGCCAGACCUCUGCCCGACACCCAACCCGCCGCUGUCGCCGGCGGUCAUGGGCACAGCGCAGGCUGCGUUCGCGGCCAAAGAAGAGGGUGAUGCCGUUACAGUCUCCCAUGAGGAUCUGGACGGGGAAUUCAACCAGUUCGACCUGGGCUUGGAAAACUCGUCGCUGCAGGAGCGGGGUACCUGCUUGUUUGACGAGUUCCUGGUGCUGGACGACUUUGCUACCUUCUAUCUACGCUAA